GUGGAUUUGAAACAGAAUACAUCAUUAUGACAGUUAUGCGAAGAAUUAAGUUAAUUUGGAUUAAUAUUUUCAUCAUUAUCGUAGUAUGUAAGUAUAAUCGUUUGUAAACUCCUAUCCAUUAUUAAUACUGUUACUAUAUGGUUCGUUUUUGAAUGUUCGGGACACUAACUUUAACUGUGAUUAAUGACAUACUUAUUUUAACGAAAACCUAUUGCCAUCUAGCUAAAAAAUUGCCUUAAAUGUAUAGUAAAAUAGUUCACCUUAAAUUUAACAGUUAUUCAUUAUACAGUCAGUGAAUAUGCAAAAUGUUUACAAAUUAUGUAAUCAGAACAUUUCUUCAAAUAUUUGAUCUGUAAUUACAGAUUCAACAAUAUCAGAUCUCACAGUUGAUGAGUAUACUAAGAGGUUGAUUUAGUCUGAAGUUUUCCAUUUCCUUCAGAAGUGCUGAUAUCUGUAUUUCUGCAUUUGGAUAUCGGAUGUUAACAGAUUUCAGUAGGUAUUAUAACUCUACGUAAAAUGUCAUUAUAAAGGAUGCUUGGAAGUUUAAAUAGUCAAGAAAAUAAUGUUUAUAUGUACAUCAAGUGAAUUUUGGAGAGAGAAUAAUUUACCAUGUAAAAAUCUUGGGACAUUUUGUCGUAAAUUACCAUUUAGUCAAAGAUGUUGUGAUACAACAGUAUGUGAUUUGAAAGCGCCCUUCUCCGGCACAUGUGUACGAUGUUUGGAUAAAGGUAGAUUUUGUUUACGAAGUCGUGAAUGUUGUGACAAAUAUUGUUUUUUCUUUAAAUGUCGUUAAUUGUAAUAAAGAAAUAACUUGUAAAUUGAUAAACAAAUUAAGUUGUUCAAGUAAAAAUAUAUACAUUUUACCAUUUU
Molecule: messenger RNA, 870 nt
Organism: Schistosoma rodhaini
Lineage: Eukaryota; Metazoa; Platyhelminthes; Trematoda; Strigeidida; Schistosomatidae
Source: the annotation of a GenBank genome assembly